AUGUCCAGUAAUGAACCCACUACGGCCCGCCUUGGAUCGUCUGCAAUGGACCGGUCAAAGACUAGACGAGCGUGCGACAGGUGCCAUGCGGUGAAAGAGAAGUGUCGCCGGAUCCCUAGCCAGGACAGCUGCGAACGGUGCCAUCGACUCCAGAAGCCAUGCCAAACCCUGAGGCCCGUCGGAACUGCCGGUCGCAAACCACGAUACCCGCGCACUGAGGAUACGACUACACGUCGGGGACGUUGGAUCCGUAGCGAAGCCAGCCCUUGCGCGUCAUCCCCCGCAUACUCGGCAGGAGAAAUAACCCCCGCGCCUUCUCCACACACUCCCCGCGUGGAGCUCGUCUCUCUCGUCAGAUCGCCUUCGAUACUGGCGGGCCUCAGCGAGCGGGAGAUGCACCUCAUCACGUGCAUCUCACAGGGCCGACCGCGUAUUGAACAAUUCCUCAUCGCUCCGAGCUUCCGCCUGGCCCACCACAAGGCUGUCGCGCGUCAUCUUUACGACGCCUCACCAUGGAUCCAGGACGCGUUGAUUGCCACCGCGGCUCUUCUGACCAGCGAAUACUCGCCGGAACCAUAUCCGGAAGAUCAACUCAUCGGCCAUAGACGCGCAGCAUCUGCCGUGUCCACGCUCCGCUCAGUCACCAAGAUGUCUCCUGGUGACCUUCCCAUCAUUCUCGUCGUUGCCAUCAGCGCCAUCACGUUUGCACUACACAUAACCGGAUCCGCCUUUACCAUUACUCAGCACUCCCUCAGCAUCAUCAAGCCCGUCUACCAUCAAUCGUUGGAGCUUGAUUCUGAUUCACACGCCUUCGUCAUCUGUCUCAUUCAUGAGGACGCUGACGAAUGCAUGCUGCGGGCAGAGUUACCAACCCUGCGUUUCCUGGUUCAACGACCCGAGGGCUUCGUGGACCGCUAUCUCGGCAUCUCCUCACCAUUGCUAGUGCAUAUGCACGACAUCUGUGUCGUCAGCCACGCACUGUGCCAUGAAGAGAACCCCAAUCUCGGGGACAUUGCACGGGCUCUGGACAAGAUAGAGCGUGCCGUGGACGAGUGGACGCCAACACUCCCGGACGGCUACGCCACCCGCUUCCUACAAGAAGAGGUGGUCAGCCUGUUGGGCCAAGCAAAGGUCUAUCGUUGGUCGCUGCUCCUAAUCAUACACCGACUACGUCAUCCCUAUGGGACCGAGACGGCAAAAGGGUCCCUUCUGGCGGAUGCGAUUAUCGAUGAACUGCGUCUUACGCUUGAGUACACCCAGCGCACAGUGCCCUUUGUCAGGGCCAACUUCAUGGUUGCUUGCUUUGAGCUCGACAGUCGGGCGAAGCGUCAGGUUGUAAUGGACAUGGUUGAGGAUGCCAUUGAGUUCUCGAGCGAAUACAGAGCAAGGGUCAGACAGCAGUUGACUGCAUUUUGGUCUAUGAGAGAUUGUGAGGAUAAGAUACAUUGGUGCGACAUCAUUCCCCGCCUCCCCCAAUGA
This is a messenger RNA of Pyrenophora tritici-repentis Pt-1C-BFP, 1479 nucleotides long. RefSeq names its product Fungal-trans-2 domain containing protein. Gene Ontology annotation, biological process: regulation of DNA-templated transcription. The record is from RefSeq and is a predicted model, not a curated record. Gene Ontology annotation, molecular function: DNA-binding transcription factor activity, RNA polymerase II-specific; zinc ion binding. NCBI's taxonomy places the organism in Eukaryota, Fungi, Ascomycota, Dothideomycetes, Pleosporales, Pleosporaceae.